Hylaeus anthracinus is the source of this 7777-nucleotide messenger RNA. RefSeq names its product zinc finger protein 91-like. Gene Ontology annotation, cellular component: nucleus. The transcript has 9 exons. Gene Ontology annotation, molecular function: RNA polymerase II cis-regulatory region sequence-specific DNA binding; zinc ion binding; DNA-binding transcription factor activity. The record is from RefSeq and is a predicted model, not a curated record. Gene Ontology annotation, biological process: regulation of transcription by RNA polymerase II. NCBI's taxonomy places the organism in Eukaryota, Metazoa, Arthropoda, Insecta, Hymenoptera, Colletidae. The coding region runs from base 264 to 5051 and encodes 1595 amino acids.
AAGCCUUCCCAAUAUUCGAAACUGUCGUGUGUAAAAGCGGUUGGCUUCGAACGCGACGUGAUCGAUACGUAACCUUCCCACCGAGGGCUUACGAAGUUGCACGAAACCAGCCGAAAACGGACGAGCAUCGACGAGGUUGGCCGAAGCCCCGUGAGCAAACGACGCGUACAGAAGAACGCGGGGUCUUCUCCGGCUUGGGUUGAAACAGCGUUCGCGUCUACGGGCGCGGCUUUGCCUCUCGAGCUGGCGUUUUAUACGGUAAAAUGUCCUCCCUCGAUUAUCUGGACCUGUGUCGGCUGUGUCUCGUGAAGGACCGUGUUUCGGUGCCGAUUUUCGAUGGCGAGGGAGACGUACGGCAGAUUUUUCUCAAGAUCGCCGCCUGUCUACCGGUGAAGGUUGCCAGAGAAGACAAAUUACCCAAAAAAAUCUGCGAUGAUUGUGUGUAUAAAGUAGAAUUAUUUUAUCAAUUUUGGAAUACAACAGCGAAUGCGGAAAAGCAACUAUUACAAUGGCUAGGCGAAGUUGGAAUGGAAGGCAAACAGGGUUAUGUUACCAAUGUUCUCAAUCCGAAUGUAAUGAAACAAGAACAGAGUACAGAGAACAGGUUAGAUGGCAGUGUGAUGCAGCAAGUAAGCGAGCAUCAAAACAACAUGGGUAUGAGUAUGAUGGACAACAUGGGCCUGGGUAUUCCUAUGAUAAUAUCCAGUGCUAAUCAACAACAAAUAACCUCAGUUCCUAUGGACACAAGUGGCAAUUCUGCACAAACUGUUCAGCCAGUCCCUGGUCCAAGUUCACAAACGACACAUAACCAAAUAUCACAAAAUCAAACAAGUUCUACGCAACAAGAAGAAGAGGACGAGAGUAGCGAGGACGAGGAAAACUCGGAUGAUGAAUGCGAUGGAGAUGAAGGCCUACCUGUAAAGGAAGAGAGCGAAGAAGAUCCCAAUAGUAGAACUAUAGAGCCUACAACCUUUGUAAACGUUUCCUUGGCGUGCGAUGAAGCAGGUCCGUCCGGGUUGCAGCAACAGAAAAUCGCCGACAUGCCUGAGAUUCCAAUGCCACAAACAGCAGAUGGGGAUCCCAAAUCUGGGGUUCUAAACGGGGACGGACGUUUUAUAUACGGCAAGGAAUCGAUUCCCAUGCAACCGUGGCAAAUCGUCGACGUUGAGGGUUGCCUCUACUAUGCCUUCCUUCCAGCAAAUCAGGCUCCAAAGUUUCCAGAACACGAGAAAACGGUCCCGAAAACCACGGAGGAGGUCCCGAAGAACGACACGGAGGAUGCAGAAGAAUCGAUCCUGUUCCCAACGGACGAGAAACCGUCCCCUUGUUCCACGACUACCGACAAUCUCUGCAAGGUGAAGAUAAAGAAAGAAGACGUGGGGGAUGCCGCGAUGAACGAGGACCUUUACAACGACGACAGCAAAGUGUACGCCUGCGAGGAGUGCAACAUAUGCUUCCCAGUGGUGCAGAUGUUGAAGCGUCACAGGAACGCUGUUCACGAUCAAGCUCAGAGGUACAAAUGCAAGGUCUGCUACAAGAUCUGUCGCAGUCUGGUGGCGUUCAAAAUGCACGUGGCCCUCGAACACAAAACCGAGGACCAGGAGCUGAAGGACGAGGAUAGUUUGACCUACGCCUGUAAUUUCUGCAAUUACGAGAGCACCAAUAAGUCCACCCUCCACUCCCACAUCAGCAGGAAGCACUCCGCCAAGCGGAUGGCCACCAGCAAGACCAGCUACAGAUACGCAGCUGAACCUGAGGAGUAUUCCUGCGACGUCUGCGAGUUCAAAUGUCAGAAUCGGCGCAGACUGAAGGAGCACCUCGAGCGGAAACACGCGUCCGAGUACAAGUACGAUUGCGAGUACUGCGGAAAGAAGUUCAAAGUGAAGGGCGACAUGAGGCUUCACGUUCGUUUCAAACACAAAGAAGGACCCAUCGUCUGCGACGUCUGCGGGAAGACCUGCUCCAAUAGCAACUCCCUCUACGUCCACCAAAAGUGGGCUCACUUCAAGCCCAAGUACGAGUGCGAGAUCUGCAAGAGGCGCAUGGUCACCCAGGAGAAUCUUGACCAGCACAUACUUCUUCAGCACGAAAGGCGAGAGAGCUUCGUUUGCGAAGAAUGCGGCAAGUCCUUCACUGAGAAUCAUCGACUGAAGCAACACAUGAUGACCCACACUGGUGACAGACCUUACGAUUGCCACAUAUGCGGCAAAGCUUUCGCUCGUCGCACAGCCUACAGACAGCACUUGCUCAUCCACACGGGAAAACGUCCGUAUAUCUGUGAUAUCUGCGGCAAAACGUUCACGCAGAAGCCUGGCUUGAUCUGCCACAGGAAGUCGCACCCUGGCGUGCAUCCUCCGUUACCUGUGGUCCACAUCGAACACAUUCUCAGUGAUUUCAUGAAAAAAGAAUGCGUAGCGGCUGUUUACCAUGCAGAUGCCAAUAAAUAUGAUAAGCUUUUGCGUACAAAAAAUCCAAUGCUACCAUUUCGAGAUCCUUUUACCAGCAAGCAGGAACCAGUGGAACUUAAAUCAUCGAUCGCCGAGGCAUCGAGGGAGAAUUCCAAGAGUUCGUCCACUUGCAACGUCUGCCACAAGCAGUUCAAAAAGAAGUACCUGCUGAAGCGACACAAGCUCGUGCACGAGAAUCAAAAAAAGAAAGCCGCGCAGGACGUGUCUUUCAAUCAGUCGAUGUCUCAGAAACAAGAAGCUUUGUCCUGUAUGAGCUGCGAUUUCAGGUGCAACAAGAGAACGACCAUGAUUGCUCACCUGGCUCAAAAUCACGAAGGUUCCAGUAAGAGCAAGUUCACCAGCAGACGAAAAUUCGCUUGCAUAAUCUGCGGUCUGAUCUGCUCGCGCAAAGAAACUUUGCGUUCCCACUUCGUACGCAAACACACGCACCGCUAUGAGUUCUCCUGCGAACACUGCGGCAAAGAGUUCAAGAUCAAGGGCGAUCUGACCACACACAUGCGGCUCAAUCAUCGCGAGCCGCCAGUGAUAUGCGACGUGUGCGGGAAGACCUGUCGAAACAGCCAUAGUCUGUACACUCACCAAAAGCACGCUCAUUAUAAGGCGAAGUACGAGUGUCCAGUCUGCCAUAGGAGACUGGUCACCAAAGAGAACCUCGAUCAGCACGUGCUGACCCAACACGAGAAGAAGGAGAAGUGCGUGUGCGAAGAAUGCGGCAAGACAUUCUUCGAGAGCCACGACUUCAGGAAACACAUGAGAAUCCACACGGGCGACAAGCCUUACAGCUGCACUGUAUGUUCCAGAGCGUUCACCACGCACAGCAGUCUCAGUCAACAUCUCCUUCUGCACACUGGCGAGAGGAUUUACGUCUGCGACGUUUGCGGCAAGUCGUUCGCUCAGAAAGCUGGCCUGAUAUGCCACAGGAAGAUACACUCUGGAACCUUGCCUCCUCUCCCUGUGAUGCACAUUGAUCACAUCCUGAAGGAGUUUAUGAAGAAGUAUGGGCUCGAUAGCCUCAACUCACGCGGUAUCUUUAUCUUCGACAAGGAGUCGAUGGUUAUGAAAAAAUGGCAGAUCCUGGAGUUCGACGGGAAGCCCUACUACGCUUUUGUACCUGAAGGCGACACGCCGAUGGCCGAGGAAGACAUACCGGAGCAGUUGGACGAGUCGAGGACGGAAGAGGAGAAGCAGGAACUGGUGAAAGUGGAAUGUCUGUACAACGACGAGGACCUGCAGUACGAUUCGACAGACGAGAAACUGUACGAAGAGCAUUUCCUGAACGGUGAACCCGAGCAGAGAGAAGAGGAAGAGGAGGAGGAGGAGGAGGAGGAGGAGGAGGAGGAGGAGGAGGAGGACGUGAAACCAAUACUCCUGAAUGGCUCCAUCGAGGACGAGAACGACAAGUUCGGAGACCUGUACCAGGUCAAGGUUCAAGGUAGUAUGGUGACCAUAGAGAGACUUACGGGUGAGAUCGACGUGAAGGCGAUCGAGUACCAACAGAACACGGAAGAAGAGGUAAUAUACAACGAACAGGAACAGCUCGACCCAGGAGACCAGACCGACCAAGUGGAGCAGGUGGAAUACUUGGAAGAAGCGAUCCUAGAGGCCGCCAACAAUCGCACAACGCCGACAAAAACGCGCAGGAAGAUCUCUAGGAACUCCGGAGGCGCCCUGAAGUGUAAGGUAUGCUCGGAGAUGUUCAGCUCGGCGAUCUCGUUCAGGAAGCACGUGGCGUGGACGCACAAGAAGAAGGUCUGCAUUCAAGAAGACGGCGCGUACAUUUGCGCCGUAUGCGACUACAGGACCCUGAAGAAGAGUCUGUUCGCUGCUCACUUGGAGAGAAAGCACGAGACGUGGUCCAGGAAGCGGCCCAAUAAUAUGCUGUUCCCCUGCGCAGCCUGUGGCUUCGUCUGCAGGUCGAAGCACUCGCUGCAGUCCCACUUCAUCCGCAAGCACACGGAUCGGUACGAGCACCAGUGCAAGUUCUGCCCGAAGAAGUUCAAAGUAAAGGGCGACCUGACCAACCACGUUCGAUUCCAUCACAAAGAGAAACCAAUCAACUGCGACGUCUGUGGAAAACUCUGCCAAAACAGCGGCUCCCUCUAUGUUCACCAAAAGUGGGCGCAUUAUAAACCCAAAUUCGAGUGCCAUAUAUGCAAAAGACGCAUGGUUACGCAGGAGAACUUGGACCAGCACUUGCUGGCGCAACACGAGAAGAGGGAGAAGAUCGUAUGCGCCGAGUGCGGUAAGACGUUCACGAAGAAGGACUCGUUCAAGAGGCACAUGGCGGUUCACACGGGGUGCAAGCCACAUUCCUGCCUCAUCUGCAGCAAACCUUUCGCCAGGAGGUCCCAGCUACGUCAGCAUCUGCUCAUUCACACCGGGAAGAGGCCAUUCGUUUGCGAUAUCUGCGGCAAGGCGUUCACACAGAAACCUGGACUGAUUUGUCACAGGAAAACGCAUCCAGGUCCGCAUCCUCCGUUACCCGUGAUGCCCAUCGCGGACAUCGUGAAGGAAUUCACGGAAGGAUACGUACAGGAGAUAAACGCGCGCGAGAACGAGGAAAGAAUCGAGGAGGAGUCAUAGAGGGUCGUGUCCGUCGAUCUUGUUUUUGGGAAUCGGUCUUGAUUCGAUUUGGGUGACGUUGUUCGCUUGCUCCGGUUAAUCGCGUCUUAACGAUCUAGGAAACUGUGCGACUACUACGAUUUCAGUUUGUUUGCAUAUCGGUACGGUCAAUAUACGUGGAAAUUUUGGCGAACGCGAGGUGUCGGUAGGAAAGUUUUAUCGUGGAGACCCACUUUCGUCCACGUUGCAUCUACUCGUUGUUGAAGGGUAAAUGAUAACUGAUAAGGGAACGUGAGCAGCUGUGACGAGCGCUUUUCGGUGAACUUCUGAUAAUAGUUGAAAUACUGAAGUUAAUGGUAUAUACGUUUAAGGGUAGAUAAUUAAUGUUGAAGUCUUGAUUGAUUUUGUAUCUGAGAUGAUUCAAACACACUUGGCAGGUGAACUCGGUGGAUAUCUAUGUCUGCUUGCUAAAUAGGUGCUAUUUUUAUUUAAUCUCGUUUGAUCAAUGCUUAAUUUUAUUGCUGCAUACUUUGUUUAUUAUGUAUAUCCUACACCCUGCACUAAAAUAUCGUGCAUUAAAUUGUGAAUCAUAUUCGAUCAGUGAGUUAAUUUUCGAAUUACAUUCAAUUAAUAAUUAGUUAUGUUUAUGGCUUACGAAAUAGAUUUAUUCGAUCAGUAGGUGUUACAUUUGCAAUGUAUGUAAAAUUAUUUUUCUGCCAAUGAUGUUUACAUAACCAUUAAUUACUGAAGCAUUAAUUGUCUUCGCUUAAAAUCGGACAUGAGAAGUCACAGAAUAAAUGAACGUCACAUUUGAGUAUGUUUCCUCGACAGAGAAAUAAGGGUUUUAUUAUAAAUUUUUGUUUCAAAUUUUAGUUACUCCAAAUGUUACUAUUAUUGUUAUUAUUAUUACUAUUAUUAUUACUACCACUACUAUUAUUUCGUUAAUCAUCACACAAUUCUCUGCGACAUUAUCAUUACUAUUUUAACGAUUUAGAAAAAAGAUAAGAAUUUUCUUAGUAUAACCGUGUAUGACUCAUUAUCUUUAAUGCUGAGGUAUAUGCUUAUAUUCUAAUAACUGUCUCUAUAAAGAAAAUUUAAGUAAUUAAUAUUAUUAAUAAUAUAAUUGUAUUUCGUAACAGUAAAAUUUGUUCGUACGUAUCGUAUAAAAUGUGGACAGUUUAUAGGCUCAAAAUUGAUAAACAAGUGGAUGCUUCAACAACGAGUAAACGUAAUAUUUCCGUAUCGUUUAAUUUACGUUAACGUUCGAUUUGAAAUGAAUGAAAUAUAUUGCAUAGAAAAUAAGAAAUACAGAACUCCAAGACAAUUUAUAUAUCAUCAAGAUCGGAGGAUUAAAGACACGGAAUAGUGAACAAUAAUUAUUUUUAGACAUAUUGCAUAUAAUUGUAAGUAUAGAGGUUUAAGAUGUACAAUAUAAUAACAGCCUUGUAAAUUUAAGAUUUACAGAACACAAUGUACUCAUUCGAAUUUUCCUUUUAACGAACCAUGUAAAGUCUAUACAAGUUUACCUUAAAACGUUUUAAGCAGUUUCAUUGUUGAUGACAAAUUAUAACUGAUAUUAUACAAAAAUAGUUUCGUCUACCGACUGUAAAAAUCGCAGUUGAGUUGUAUAAAUGAUCCAGUUGGUUGAAUUUCCUGGUAAUAUAUCGUACAAUUCGUGUAUAUCAUAUAAUAGGAUCGUUUCUGAUAGCGAUCAAUAAGAUCCACUCUAAAUAAAAUUCAAAAUAACUGACUAAUCUUCUUCGAGGCUGAAGCGACGUGAAAUUAACAUUUUCUAUUUGGAUGCAGCGCAAUACUUCCGCUGAGAUCGGUUUAUCCCUUCGUGGAGCUUUCUGCUUCUAUCGUACGAUAAAGACUUCUCAGCAUCCAGAGAAAUUGGAUCAUUGCUCGCGUAUUAUGAAUUAGUUCACUCCGUGGACUUGAUACAUAGGCGUAGCAAUGUAUAAGGUGAUCUAAAAAAGAGAGCUGACAGUUUCGGGGGUAUGUAGUACUGUUGAAUAUAAAUAAAAUGUUUCCAGUUAAUAUAGGAGUGCAAAUUAUAUCUAAUUUCUGUUCUGAGUUGAAUCAAAUUCUUUUGACUGUUCGAGGCCAUUUCCCUUACUCUGAAUCACAUCAGGUACAACUCCUUCUUUUCCACACAGCCUGGUACGUGAACAAAUUGUUAUGAUGUUGUUUGAUCUUGGUAUAAUAUCUACCAAAGAAAAAUUAGUACAUUUAUUUCGUUAAUAUAGUCUAAGCGUAUAUAAAGAAGUUAUUAAAGAAGUGGAUUUAUAAGUUGCACAAAAAAGAGUAAUAGAGAACGAAGUAGUUAGGCUGGUAUAGUGAGGGGUUGCUCCUAGAUGGCCUUGAGUCAUUAUCGAUCUUUUCCCGACUAUAGAACAGAUAGCACUAAUUUCAUUUAAUUAAUUUGCGAAUUCAUAUUAACUGGACAUUUUUUUUAAAUAGUUUCCCAAGUACGCUGUACUCUAAAUUCUUCGACUUUCCCUCUCCUCCAUUCCUAUCAUCCUGCAUCUAGAUUUUAUCUUCUCCGCGAACUAGUCCUCGUAAAAAUAACUGGAACGCAACAGAAGCACCGUGUCCAUGUAAAUCAGUGAAAAAAGAAGCUCACGUGAAAGAAAGCACGCCGAUAACGGCUAUUUUUCUAAAAUCAAUACCUUAGCGUACUGCGUUCGCAAGAACACGUACAUGCUGUGUAUAGCUUUGAGUUUGAAAUAAAUAUUUUUACUGAG